Ceratotherium simum simum (southern white rhinoceros) is the source of this 551-nucleotide messenger RNA. Lineage: Eukaryota; Metazoa; Chordata; Mammalia; Perissodactyla; Rhinocerotidae. The record is from RefSeq and is a predicted model, not a curated record.
GGUCCCAGAACAGUUUUUUUCUGGGCUCCAAUUAUGAAAUGGGGGUUGGUGUGUGCUGGAUUGGCUGACAUGGCCAGACCUGCAGAAAAACUCAGCACAGCUCAGUCUGCUGUUUUGAUGGCUACAGGGUUUAUUUGGUCAAGAUACUCACUUGUAAUUAUUCCCAAAAACUGGAGUCUGUUCGCUGUUAAUUUCUUUGUUGGGGCGGCAGGAGCCUCUCAGCUCUUUCGUAUUUGGAGAUAUAACCAAGAACUAAAAGCCAAAGCAAACAAAUAAAAGACUUCCUGAUCACCCAAACAAUCUACAUUGGACAUAACCACUGGGACCUACUUUGAUUUACUAUUUGGUUAUUGAUAAGGUGAUGCUAAGUGUGCUAACAUUUGGAAGGCAUUAAAAAAAAAUCUAACUGUAACUGGGAGUUAGUACUUGAUUCAGCAAAAAAUAAAGCAAACUUUUAAUAAGUGUCUCUUUACAUAUGACUUAAGGACCUUAUCUAUGGAUAUUAGUAACAUUGUUUUCUACUGUUUGCCCACAGUGAAUCCUUCUUGCUC